UUCACCUUCACCUUGAACGAUUCCUUCUCUGAUUCAUCGCAUCUGGUCUAUCGGAAUCAUGAUUCAAGUGUGACCUCCUUGUCAAUGCCCUCGCAGAACUAAGCACAGAGAUAGAGCAGAGCCGAAUCGCAAGCCGACCUCCACGUUGACCCCUCCCCGCAAGCUUAUCCCCAUCUCGUCCUCAGUGUCGCUGCAUCCCUCGCUAUGGCUUACAGCCAGCUCCUUGAUCUGGCCCCUGAAGUCCUACACAAUAUCUUCCAGAACGUGGAACCAACAGACCUUGCAUCUCUGGCCAGAACAUGUCACCACCUGAACAACUGCAUCAGAAGCGAUGAAUUCCUCUGGCGACUCCACUAUCUGUCCCGCUUUGAUCCUCCUCUAGACAGCGAUACCAACUCCUGGCGCGAGAGACUGACUCGUCUAGUGAACCUGCAAAAGAUCCUGGAAUCAGAUAAUGACGAGAUAAAGACUCAGUCACUAGAAGAAGUGCUUACACAGACCCUAAAGCUGGCGCACCAAGCCACCGCCUCAUCGACCAAGAUCACGGACUUCCUGUCAAAUCUCUACACCAAGGGUGCCAACAUCAACACUAUCCUAUGCAGAUCUAGCCUCUUCGCCCGUGCCCGACCCCAUCAAUGGCCCGCUGCACCCACAGAAGAGCUGCGCCAAAUCUCUGCUCAACUCCAUGUUCUGGCAGGCAUGAACCUAGACUCCCCUUGGCCAGCCUCAGACGGACUGUCGUGCCCGCACAUCGCGGUCGCUGGACUUCGUGGCCCAUUUGACGAUAGCUACGACGACGACGACUAUGAUGAUCCGGACAUCGACGAAGACAACCAAAGCGAAGAAGAACGCCAUCUGCUCCGAAGUAGUCCGCGUCCCAUCCGAGAUGUGCACCCCUGGGCUCGAUCGCGAGUCUACGAUUUACGCCGAUACAACGAAUCAAACAUGUGGGGCCCCUUCACCGACGACGGUACUCAACGCAUCGACUGGGAGAAGGUACAGGCCAUCAUGGUCGUCCUUGGCUACAACCACCGAAUGUACACGGAACGGCGCGGGUUGAGCGGCACCGACUUCCUGGGCCUCCCUAAUUCUCCUCCACGGUCUACUGGCGAAGGGAGCAGGUCGAUCUCGUCGACCAGGUCCAACCUCCUCAAACCCUGGGAAAACCUCUUCUCCGGCAUCGCCCCCGACAGUUAUGUGACGUCCCCGCUCACUGGCAAAAUCAAGCCCGCCCCCAACCCCAGCCUGGAUGCAUUAGACCCCUACGGUGUGACGGGGACGUGGAUGCGCAUCGUCUGUUUCCUGGACUACAACGACCUCUACCGCUUCAACUUUGAGAGAAAUGUCGACAUUCCGAUGAGCCAAGAACGGGACCCGAUCACGACGAGAGAGGCAUUUCGAUUGAUCCGACUACAGUUGCACGUCACGAGGAUCGAGGAGCAAGAGGAGAAGGGGGAAGAUGGGCGAGAUUUGCUGCCGGUGGUGUAUUUUGAGGGCACCAGCCGGAGCACCUUCAUGGCGUGGGAUCCUAACGCGAAUUCCAGGAUAAGAGGCUCCGUCCGCGAAACCCCGACCAGGGCGAUCCGCUGGAUCUCGUUCUCCAUCUUCCACGGCGAAGAGCGCUGGCGCUCCGAGGGCGUGCAGGUCGGCGGCCUCCGCAGCGCCCGUGGCAUCUUGGGCAACUGGUUCGACAAGGACUACGACGUGCACGGGCCCGCGGGGCCGACGGCCUUCUGGAAGGUGUCGGACGAGAUGAUCGAGGAGAAGCGGCACAAUCUGCCGCAGAUGCUGCAGAUUUUCAUGGCCGAGUAGAUCGAGAGAGAAAGGGGGCGGGGAGAGUUUGGUUUUGGGUCCUGCCUGACCGACUGAUAGAGACGAGACGGUUUUUUUUUUCCCUCAUUCUAUCCCUUUUUCUCCUUAUCGGUGUCUUCUCCCCACGCUUGCUGCCUCCGGCUAUCUUUGGGAUCGGUGCUGUGCGCGUGCAGUGCAGUUCGGGAAAUCGAGAGGGGAACACAGAGGGGAGAGCGUGGGUUGAUGGUCGAAGAUGACGAAACGUCCUGGGAGCGCUGCACGACGGGCAACACACGCGUGCUAGCUCCUCUGCUGCGCCAGGCAUGGCUGAUGAGUGCUACGUAGCGAGGCUCGGGCUCGGGCUCAGAUUCAGGCUCAGGCUCAGGCUCAGGCUCAGGCUGGAGGGUUCAAUGAAUGGCAGAACGAACCUCAUCUUUCCUACGGCGCUGGUCGGUACAUUCCAUAGGAAGGUAGUCAGUCUUUUCUUGUUGCAGCGGCGGAUCCCGUUUCAUUCAUCC
This is a messenger RNA of Cladophialophora immunda, 2309 nucleotides long. RefSeq lists its product as uncharacterized. The transcript has 4 exons. Bases 205 to 1812 code for a protein of 535 amino acids. Gene Ontology annotation, molecular function: protein binding. Lineage: Eukaryota; Fungi; Ascomycota; Eurotiomycetes; Chaetothyriales; Herpotrichiellaceae. The record is from RefSeq and is a predicted model, not a curated record.